Molecule: messenger RNA, 1680 nt
Organism: Pongo pygmaeus (Bornean orangutan)
Lineage: Eukaryota; Metazoa; Chordata; Mammalia; Primates; Hominidae
Gene: H1-4
Product: H1.4 linker histone, cluster member
Exons: 2
Coding region: 214-873 (219 amino acids)
Biological process (GO): nucleosome assembly
Cellular component (GO): nucleosome
Molecular function (GO): DNA binding; structural constituent of chromatin
Source: RefSeq, a predicted model, not a curated record
AUUUUUAUAUUUUUGGCUUUUUUUGAGGUGUAACAAACACAACUCAGGAUCCGAGAGGACACUCUGCGGCUGCCAGCGAGGCGGGCUGGACAGCGCACCAAUCACGGCGCAGCUCCGCCCUAUAUAAACGGGCGGGCGCAGCGCCGCGGCCCGAGUCCCGGCCAGUGCCUCUGCUUCCGGCUCGAAUUGCUCUCGCUCACGCCUGCCUUCAACAUGUCCGAGACUGCGCCCGCCGCGCCCGCUGCUCCGGCCCCUGCCGAGAAGACACCCGUGAAGAAGAAGGCCCGCAAGUCCGCAGGUGCGGCCAAGCGCAAAGCGUCUGGGCCCCCGGUGUCCGAGCUCAUUACUAAGGCUGUUGCCGCCUCCAAGGAGCGCAGCGGUGUAUCUUUGGCCGCUCUCAAGAAAGCGCUGGCAGCCGCUGGCUAUGACGUGGAGAAGAACAACAGCCGUAUCAAGCUGGGUCUGAAGAGCCUGGUGAGCAAGGGCACUCUGGUGCAGACCAAGGGCACAGGCGCGUCGGGUUCUUUCAAACUCAACAAGAAGGCGGCCUCUGGGGAAGCCAAACCUAAGGCUAAAAAAGCAGGCGCGGCUAAGGCCAAGAAGCCAACAGGAGCAGCGAAGAAGCCCAAGAAGGCGACGGGGGCAGCCACCCCUAAGAAGAGCGCCAAGAAGACCCCAAAGAAGGCGAAGAAGCCAGCUGCGGCUGCUGGAGCUAAAAAAGCGAAAAGCCCGAAAAAGGCAAAAGCAGCUAAGCCAAAAAAGGCGCCCAAGAGCCCAGCGAAGGCCAAAGCAGUGAAACCCAAGGCGGCUAAACCAAAGACCGCCAAGCCCAAGGCAGCCAAGCCAAAGAAGGCGGCAGCCAAGAAAAAGUAGAAAGUUCCUUUGGCCAACUGCUUAGAAGCCCAACACAACCCAAAGGCUCUUUUCAGAGCCACCCACCGCUCUCAGUAAAAGAGCUGUUGCACUGUUAGGGGGCGUGGCUGGGGAAAACGCUGCAAAGCAGGGGCGGGUCACCUUCCCGGGAACAAAGUUGGGGGGGAGAGGAGUGGGAUUGUGUGUUUGUGGCUCGGAGCUGCUUUUGACUAAGGGGUCGCGUCGCUUUCCGUCGCCCAAGCCGGAGUGCAGUGGCGUCAUAGCGGUUUUACUGCGUUCUCGAAUGCUGGAGUUGAACCCAUUUGGGCCUCCCUAGUACUUAUGCACUUAGCAGGACCUGGCCUGCAGACAGCAUGGGAAAAAAUGGGGCAAUUUCUGUGCUGGUUGCAAGCCUACUGGUUUUCCCUACGGAGUAUGGCAAGCAAUAACGGAGUUCAGAGGGGAGAGACAUGAAGACAGAGGAGAAAUGAAUGCAUAAAAUAACUGAAAAUAUGAAUCUAUACAUAGAACUUAGGAAGUCUCGUCUGCCUGAAAAUGACUGUGUGGAUCCCACCCAAAUCCAACUCAUCCUGGUUUGCUACACACUGGUUCAUCAAAAGAAGGUUACCGAGGGGAAGCAACUAAAGGUGUUUGCACUUCAUGUUACUUUUAUAAACAUAAAAAUAGAAUUUACUUCUGUUACAGACCUAGUUACUGGGAAUUCAUUACUUGCCAUGGACUACCUUUGCUAAGAAAAUUCUGAAUGAGAAGAUGGCAGGAAGUCUGAAAAAAAAGUUAUAAUUAAUAAAAUAUGCGGAGAAUUGUAAA